Molecule: messenger RNA, 7835 nt
Organism: Girardinichthys multiradiatus
Lineage: Eukaryota; Metazoa; Chordata; Actinopteri; Cyprinodontiformes; Goodeidae
Product: transcription factor HIVEP3-like
Exons: 8
Coding region: 1655-6958 (1767 amino acids)
Biological process (GO): regulation of transcription by RNA polymerase II
Cellular component (GO): nucleus
Molecular function (GO): DNA-binding transcription factor activity, RNA polymerase II-specific; RNA polymerase II cis-regulatory region sequence-specific DNA binding
Source: RefSeq, a predicted model, not a curated record
AACUUGGUGAAGUGUCUUUUUUUGCAAAAGUAGACUAUUUUUCCAGAUGAAGUAGAAGUCCUCUAGGUGUGUAUAGCUCCUUUUUGUCUCCCCUAGCGUUGUGUUUUAAAGUGUGCAGCUCUGAUUUAAACCAGGGAGCAAGCCGCCUAUGAAUAACUACCAUCUUGUUCUUAGUCAAUAACACUAUAAGCAAGAACAUCGAUUUAAAAUUAAAUUGCAACCCUCUGUUGUGUUACUCUGUGGUUAUGAGGAAAUUAAAAAUGAAACAUUCUUUAAUAGUUGCUGCAGCAUUGUGUGUUAAAGAUCCACCAUCAUGAAAUUUUCUCGUUUAGAUUAAACUCAAAGGUUAUUAAAAUGGUUAGACAGUACAGGGUUAUGAUGAAAUACUGUAAUUUGCUCACACUCAACAUCAUAUUACUGUUUUGGAGCACUAAUAAAUUUGUACAGAAUCCAGAUGCUCCUUCUAAAGUGGGAUGGAUGUUGUCUCCCUGGGUCAAAUCAGGUUUUCCCCAAAAUGUUCUCCAAUUGUCAAUGUAGCCCGAAUUGUUUUCCAGACAGCUAGACAACCAGUGGCUGAAUGACAACAUGUCACCACUGAUCAGAUUGGGGCAGGGACCUGGGAAAAUUAAGGAACCCAAAACAGACUGUAAUGACACACAGAAAGCUUUUUUCUCCUAAGACAGAAUAUAAACAUUUCACUUACAGUAGAACCCACAGCUUUGGCCAUAAACCUGGCCAGAUCUCCCUCCUUGAGUCAAUCACUUUUUGUCUGCUAAAGAAAGGACACCUCUGACUGUAUUUACUUUUCCUCUUGCCUUUCCCUUUUAAUGGCUAGCCAGAUUAGCUCAUCGACUGCCUUUAUGUGAGCCGUUCUGAUGCUCCACAUGUGCAUGAACAUUAAGUUUUUAAAGAGUAGCAUAUUGAAGUGAUGAUGUCAGAUUUGCCUGGACUCUUUUCAGCCAGACCCUGGCAGGAGCCAUGUGGACAUGAAGUGUCUCAGAAUGAAGCCGUGAUUUCCCCACACACAUUGCGUUAAAGAAGACCUGAAUGGAAAUAGAGGGUUUUUAGAGAAUAUGAAGUUACCCCAUCUUCCUGCCCCUCCGUGUCAAAUGAAAACAGCGAGCGCUCGCCCUGCGUCUCCACCUCUCAUGGCUCUGCCAGCUGUGCAGACCAAGAAGGCUGCCAAAAGAAACACAAGCUUACGUCAACUUCCAAAUAAGGAGCUGCUGCUUCACUUUGACCCCAACGAGAGAAGGACUGGGGUGUGUGUGGGGGUGGACAGAUCAUUCACAAGUGGAGGACAUCCCCACCUGCAGCCAGAUCACAAUGCUGAGAAGACAGCAAUCAUACAUUCAAAUGAGUCUGAAGACUGGAUAAAUGCUCAAUGCAACUUUAGAUCAGCACUGCAUAGGAAUUCCUUCCCCAAGCAAAACUCAUUAAGGCUGGAUUAUUUGAUGUCACUUCCCUGAAGUUGGUAUUUGUUUGUUACUAAGCAAUAAAGAUUAAGUUAAAACAACGACCAUAAAGCAUGCCACUUAAAUAAAGUACAUAAUUUGGCAUAAUUUCAAAUCCAUUUAAUGAUUCAUCUUUGAUUCUGUGGCCUGGUCGAGGCAGACGCAAAUCAAGUAUCUACCUGGGGACUUCCUUAUGUUUUAUGGAGGCCUUGCAUUGUCAGAAAACAAAUGGGGAGCAGACUGGAGAUCAAGAACAGCAUCAAUCAGACUCUCUUCAGCAAGGUCUGCAGCGCAAGUAUCCUACCCAGCCUUCCCAACAACAGCUAAAACAACAGCUAACUGUUGGUCCAAGGUCUCAUAGUAUAGCGCAGUUGCCCAAACUGUCAAGAAGACAUAACCCUGAACGUAAACGUCUUAGGCACCAGCGGCAGAGCGUUGUCUCCGAUACAGUGCUGGAACACAAACGAGAAGCAGCAACAGAAGCAGCCACAGUUUCCAGCUCGACAUCAGGAGUCCAACCAUGCACUGAAGACCCUACUAUCCAGUCUGCAUCAGAAACCCAAGAGGACCCCAAACAGAAACGUGAACGCAAGCCUCAGAAACCAGGGAAAUAUGUUUGCACUUAUUGUGGCCGUGCAUGUGCAAAGCCCAGUGUUCUACAGAAACACAUUCGCUCCCAUACAGGCGAAAGACCCUAUCCUUGUGCCCCAUGUGGCUUCUCUUUUAAGACAAAGAGCAACCUGUACAAACACCGCAAAUCGCAUACCCACAGGGUAAAGGCAGGCUUAGCACUUGGAGAGCCAAAAUCUUUAGAAGAGCAAGUAACUGAGUCAGAGGAUGAAACACGACAUCUUUCCUCUGCUUCAGCCCUUACAAAUAGACAAAACAGUGUGUCCUCAGUUAAGAGUCCUGAAGCUGACAUGGCAAAAGAUACCACUGGAGCCAGCAAUGACUCUUAUGCAGUGAAAAAGAGACUGGCCCUUCGUCUAAGUAGAGGGAAACAUGGUUCUCAGGAGUCUUCUGAUGAGAAGAUCUCGUCUCUCACAUUAGGUAGUAGAGGCAGUACAGAAUCUGGCUACUUCUCCCGCUCUGAAAGUACAGAGCAAUCACAAGACAGUCCCCCAAACAUGAGUGCCAAAAGCUAUGCGGAGAUUAUCCUUGGUAAAUAUGGACGUCUUGGACAGCUACAGAGGAUGUCCCGUCAUCAUAACCAGGAUCUCCCUGGUCAUGAGGAAAAAAACAUCUCAUUUACUGUACCCAAGAAGCAGGUUAUUGAUCAUAUCACAAAACUCAUCACCAUCAAUGAGGCAGUGGUGGACACCAGUAAAAUUGACAGUGUAAAACCAAGGAGAUUCUCACUGAGUAGAAAGAAUAGUUCUGAGACUCAAAAGAGUUCAAGUAUCAAAGAGCCCCUUCUUCACAACCGUAAAUGUGGAAAUCUGGGGUAUAAAACUACAGGCUCCAUUAGUAUGGGAGUUCCCUGUGAAAAGUUUCAUCACCCAUCCCAAAAGGUGGAGCAACCUUCUUGUCAAAUAUCCACUGCCUCCAUGGUGCGAAGUCUCUCAAUGCCAUCUGCAUCAAGUUCAUUAGACGCUUUAAGUACUGUUCCGCACAAAUUUCGCCAAACUCAGUCCUUUGAUGAACAACUUUCUGAAACUCAAGUGUUGCGUCGUUUCGGAACACUAAGAAGGCAACCAGCCAUUGAAAUCCCUGUUGGUGCUGAGCCAACGGAAGAAGAGCAAGAGGCAUCUCAUACAUUUUCCUGCAACAGUGCAACCACAGUAUCUGAACAGAAGCAACGUCAACCACAACCCUAUGAAUGUGAGUCCUGUGGCACUGGUUGCAAGGAUUGGGAAGGUUAUAAAAAACACAAACAAAACCUAUGCCAUGCACAUUAUCCUCAAAAUGAAAUGGUAAUGAGUCCAAUGGAGAGCUCGCAGUUAAGUAACCAUGAGGUAAAAGCUGGAGUUUCAACAAUGCGUAAGAGAAGGAAAGAUGAGAGUUUUGAUUCUGAUGACCUCUCUUAUCCUCCAUUGUCCUCUUCAGGCCUUUCAUCAAGACAGUGUAAAGAUGAAAUUAUUGUAGCUGUUGAGGGCUCUAGAAGACCAGCACUGCAAACCUGCUCAGUGAUACAGCACACUAGUUUAUUUGAAAAACAAGAAUCAUCAUGUCAUCAAUAUCAAACCCUAAAAAAAUCAAACAACUCUCCACCUCAUAAAGAAAAUCGCCCCAUGUCUAAAACCCAACCCCAACAUCAGUCAGUGAAGCUUACAGGCAGGAAGCUGGUUCGUCAAAAUAAUGUACAGGUUCCAGAAAUACUUGUAACAGAAGACUUAAACAUUAGCCCAGAGAAUUCAAAAGAGCCAAACUCAUCAGAAAAAAAACUGGAGAAGCUUGAUGAUUUUCAUUGGCCACAAAGGAGCCCCUCAUUAGCACAGCUUCCCAUUGAAAAGCUUCCCCCAAAGAAGAAGCGCUUACGUUUAGCUGAGGCUGCCCAGUCCUCAGGGGACUCCAGCUUUGAUUCAAUGUCUCUACCCCGUAGCCCCAGUCAGGACAGUAGUGCAUCAUAUGCAUCCAGCCGCUCUACAUCUUUUGAGGAACCCAGCAGACCAGACAUGGAAAUAACAGCAUCAACAGCGCUGAGGAGAUCAAGAGCCCCUCACAUGUUGACUGUGCCUGGGGUGCAUCAUCAAAGAGAGAUGAGGCGCUCAGCAUCUGAGCAAGCCCCUCAUGACCCACAACCUAGUGUUGCAACGGCUGAGACCCGUAGUAAGUCAUUUGACUAUGGUUGUCUUUCUCCUGAGCGCUCUGCAGUUGGCUGGAAAGAAAGACGAAAAUGUCUCCUUAUGAGACAUGCAGUAAUACGAGAUCAAGAUGAUGAGGAAGGGCAUAAUACCGUCCUGAGCCGUAGUUCAGAACAUGUGUGCUCUGAUAGAUUUUCUCAAGAAAGCCAAACUUCUGUUUAUGGCAGCAGGUCCUCCUCUCCCCCUUUAUCGAGUGUGAGAGUCUUGGGCAUUCCAGAGGGAUCACAGUGCAAAGAAAUUUUAACUAAGUGGAAACUCAGUCGAAACAUUCACGUUAAAGGAAUCACAGAACUGUCCAAAAGCUAUGAACCUUCAGUAGAUGUGAUAAAGGAGGCCUCGUACAUCCAUCCAGAUCCGGUUUCUCCUCAAGCACUACAGACUAAUCCUACAUAUGGACCCUCGGGGGCAGCCCGAGCCCACUAUCUCCCUGUGUCUACUGGGCUGAAACUAGAGAUUCCCCCACAACAUCAAACCUAUGCAGAGGUUCCCACCAGUCACUCCCACAUUCAGCAACGUGUCCCUCACAUCACUUCUAGUUUAGAAGAAUUGAGGCCAUUUACAUCUCCAGCAGUAGCCGUUCGUCUCCAAACAGACACUCUCACCCCAGCAUGUGCCAUAUACACUACUCUAUCUCAGUCCAUCUCCCAGAGGCCACAUGAGGCAUUCGACAGCAUCUCACCCAAUGUAAACCUUUCAGCAGGCAAAUUCAGAAACCGUCAGAGUACAAGUUUACAUCUGCAACCAUGGUCUGAUGAAUCCUCAAAGUUUCCAGGAUCCAGUGGCAACAAGCGUAUGCUUUCCCCCUCAAACAGUAUAGAGCUCCACCCUGAGUCACAACAGCAGCAGAAAAGAGUAAAAGAAGAAGAGGAGAAGGAGGUUGGAUGUGGCAACACAGCAGAACUUCACACAAUGACUCAAGAGCUCACACAGGGAACUCUAUCGUGCCUACCAGAUUCUUCUACCAUCUCACGUGCUGAACCUUCUUUCCCCAGCCUGCUCUCCAGCACAUGUAACAGCUGGUGCUAUUUGAACUACAUAAAGCCAAAUCCAUCUACUCUGGAUAAACAGAAGCCCUCAGUGUAUUCAUCAUGGUCUACUACUGGCUAUGACCCCAACCCACCUGGGCUCUGCAGCAAGACAGUACUCUCACUACUGCACUGUAAGCAGAGGCUCACUUCCUCCAUUUAUACUACAUCAUCCAUGACGGUCAGGAUAACUGAAUCUAUGGAGGAUCAGGACAGCAAACGUCUCUGCUCUACUGAGGUCUACAGCAGCCCGCCCUAUUGCAUAGACCAUGAGCGGAUGGCAAAGGAACAGCUGUCAACAGAAGACUUAGUGUCAAACAAAACCAGCAAGCAGAAAGAAAAGAAGAGACAACAGCAGGAAGUAUAUUUAUGUUCCAGAAAUAAACAACAACAAGAAGUGUGGAUAUCUGAAAGAAGAUCACAGUCCCAGCCCGGAGGUGUGUGUGGUGAAUGUGACAGGAAGUGCCAGAGUGAAUCCAGGAAUCCUGUUGUGGUCUCAGAAGAAUCCCAGACAUCUGUCUGUAAUCUGUGUGGAAGCACUCUGAAAGCUCCAGUGAGGCUUGAUGAGCACCUGAAACCUGAGGUAUGUGAAGAAGACGGAAGUCACCAUAAGGACACACAUAGAGGAGCUUUCAAAGACCAACUAGCUAAUCCAGAUCAACAGAAGGAUUUCCAGUGCUGUGAUCUGGUCAAAGAUGCUUCUCAUGAAGAUGAUGAUGGCACACAUAAGCCUGGCAGACAUGAUGACGGCAGAAGGUGCACAGUAGCUAAAAGUUCCCACAAUAACAGUGAAAAAGCUCAAGCAGAAGACCGACUGAUGGAGUACACAUGCAGCUCAUCCCUAUUACUCACCACAAAGGAAGUUACGAAGAAGAGCUCAGCCAGUGCCAGGAGGGCCCUGUUUGCCCGCAGACGCCUCAACACUUCUGCAUCAACAUCCUCUGGAGCCUCCCACACUCCAUGCACUCCAUCUCCAAAUUCAGGAAGGGUACCAUCUCCACCUUGCAGCCCAUCACCCAAGCCACACCAGUCCCCUGGACCUCCUUCAUCCGUCUCUCCAUCCACGUGUCCUGUCUCCUUGGUGCUGAACACAGCAGCAUCUCCAGUCAGGGCCCAGACCGAGGGAUCGGACUCUUCUGGGCUUCCAGGCUGCCCAGCUGGUCGAUUUGCUCAGUGUCCAACCUGUUCUCAGCCAAAGGACCUAUGGCCUGCUGCAAUACCGUUGGGGGAAAAGAACAGUUUGAUCCCGAUCAUCAGUCCUCAUGCCACAUGGCCUCAAGGAACCAACAAACUCCUAAGCCACCUCCCCCUGCACUCCCAACAGCCCAGCAGAACUCUGAGCUUCUUGAUCCCCAUCGGGGGGAUUCACAUGGUUCAGCCCAGGUCCACCCUCCCUCUGUACAGCCUGGUGGGCAGUCGAACAGCCUCCAGUAUCCUGAGUGAAGCUCCAAAGGUAAAGCUUGCUGUUCCGCAGCAGCAGGACACCCGCAAGGAGAUGCUGGCCAGCAUCCGUGGUGGUCCACAGAACCCCCAAGCUGCAGAGCAAACACCUGCAGGAGACAAAAGCCUCACCGUCCCGCAGCCAUCGACUUCUAGGACAGGCACAGAACGUACAGACAGGAAUGUUUACACUAAAGAUCAAAACUCAUCUGCCUCCUCCCAGAAACAGCUCUGAUAGGAGGGAGAGUUUAAAGGGAUAGUGCAAAAAAAAAAAAAAACAGAGUCCAGGUGACGAUGAAAUAUUCCAAAGCUCUCUAGUUAGAGUCAACAAGAACACAAAAGCACUUGAGCACCACUUCUGAAUGACGCUGUUAUGUAAUUAUCUAAAUAAUAUAUAUCUAUGUAGAUAUAUAUAGAUAUAUAUCUAUAUAUAGAUUUAUAGAUAUAUAUGUAUGUAUCUAUAUAUAGAUACAUAGAUAUCUAGAUAUAUAUAUAGAUAUCUAUAUAUCUAUAGAUAUAUAGAUAUAUAAAUAAAUAAGCACUAUGUUAGAUAUGCAGUAUGUUUUGUAAAUCUUUUUUACCCUUUUGUUUGACGUCAUCUUUGUUAAUUUAUUUAUGUGCUAUUAUGCAAAUUCUGUACGUUAUGCAACAGCAGCUGGAAUGAAUUGAGUUUUCCUGUUAACCCCAUUAAGACAGCUCUAAUACACUAUUGCUAUGUUAUUGUACUGUAUUAUCAGAACUGAUAUUUAUUCACUCAGAUCAGUAUUUAAAGUGCAAUUUGAUGUCAGGAUUGUGGUUUGAAGCGUCACAAAUUGAAAGCUGUGAUUCUUAUUCGUCAGAUUUUUAUUGUUCGUGUUUUUGGGUUUUCAGAAGCAGGGUUCUAAUCAGCUUUUUCUUUAGGAGACAAGCUCCAGGUGGAUAUCUUUGGAGUGCAGUGACAAAUGAUCUGAUGUGUUUCAUGUACACAGUGACUAUGGUUCUGUUGGAUUUCACUUGUCGUGUAUCUUUUUAUUGUUUUUUUUGCCUUUUUUUAAAAUGAUACAAUCACUCUAUUUCAUGUUUGCCAUUGCACUUCUCAUUUUUACAGAUUUAUAUUAAAACUGUGACACAUG